GGCUGGUCAGCGAGAGUUGUCCGUCUCCAGUUAGACCAAUGAGACUUGAGGAGGGCCUCUGAGUCCCGCCUCUGGGCGAGUGGCCGUUCCCUUCGGAGUGAGGCCCCGCCCUGCCUCCCCGUGGCUGCUUUCCUCGCGGCUGAGGCUGGUGCGGCUGCAUCCUGGCUUCCGCAGCUACUGCGCUGGGCCCCAGGCUCCAGUCCCGCCCACGCGCCUGUGGCGGCUGCGGUGGGAUUUCUUUUUGCCUCCCAUUGGGGCUGCUGUUUCUCUUCCCCGACGAGACUCUGGAACGCCUGCGGUCUUUUCCUCAUCCAGUGACCCUCAGGUGAUGGAGUUUUCACGUCUUUCGAGAGAGGAAUGUCCCAAGCCCUCAGGUAGGAUAAGCAUCAUGGCCGCCAGCCUCACAGGAUUGCUUCUACUUCAGGCAGUGUCGUGGGCAUCAGGUGCCCGUCCCUGCAUCCCUAAAAGCUUCGGCUAUAGUUCGGUGGUCUGUGUCUGCAAUGCCACGUACUGUGACUCUGUUGACCCCCUGACCUUUCCUGCCCUGGGUACCUUCAGCCGCUAUGAGAGCACACGCAGUGGGCGUCGGAUGGAACUGAGUACGGGAACCAUCCAGGCUAAUCGCACGGGCACAGGCCUGCUGCUGACCCUGCAGCCAGAACAGAAGUUCCAGAAAAUAAAGGGAUUUGGAGGGGCCAUGACAGAUGCUGCUGCUCUCAACAUCCUUGCCCUGUCACUCCCUGCCCAGAAUUUGCUACUUAAAUCAUACUUCUCUGAAGAAGGAAUCGAAUAUAACAUCAUCCGGGUACCCAUGGCCAGCUGUGACUUCUCCAUCCGCGUCUACACCUAUGCAGACACCCCUGACGAUUUUCAGUUGUACAACUUCAGCCUUCCAGAGGAAGAUACCAGGCUCAAGAUACCCCUGAUUCACCGAGCCCUGCAGCUGUCCCAUCGUCCCAUCUCACUCUUUGCCAGCCCCUGGACAUCACCUACUUGGCUCAAGACCAAUGGAGCAGUGAAUGGGAAGGGGUCACUCAAGGGUCAGCCCGGAAGCAUCUACCACCAGACCUGGGCCAGAUACUUUGUGAAGUUUCUGGAUGCCUAUGCUGAGCACAAGUUACAGUUCUGGGCAGUGACAGCUGAAAAUGAGCCUUCUGCUGGGCUGUUCAGUGGAUACCCCUUCCAGUGCCUGGGCUUCACCCCCGAACAUCAGCGAGACUUCAUUGCCCGUGACCUAGGUCCUACCCUUGCCAACAGUACUCACCGCAAUGUCCGUCUACUUAUGCUGGAUGACCAACGCUUGCUGCUGCCCCACUGGGCGCAGGUGGUACUGACAGACCCAGAGGCAGCUCAGUAUGUUGAUGGCAUUGCUGUACAUUGGUACCUGGACUUCCUGGCUCCAGCCAAAGCCACCCUAGGGGAGACACACCGCCUGUUCCCCAACACCAUGCUCUUUGCCUCAGAGGCCUGUGUGGGCUCCAAGUUCUGGGAGCAGAGUGUGCGGCUAGGCUCUUGGGAUCGAGGGAUGCAGUACAGCCACAGCAUCAUCACGAACCUCCUGUACCACGUGGUCGGCUGGACUGACUGGAACCUCGCCCUGAACCCCGAAGGAGGACCCAACUGGGUGCGUAACUUUGUCGACAGCCCCAUCAUUGUAGACAUCACCAAGGACACGUUUUACAAACAGCCUAUGUUCUACCACCUUGGCCACUUCAGCAAGUUCAUUCCUGAGGGCUCCCAGAGAGUGGGGCUGGUUGCCAGUGAGAAGAACGACCUGGACACAGUAGCACUGAUGCAUCCUGACGGCUCUGCCGUUGUGGUCGUGCUGAACCGCUCCUCUAAGGAUGUGCCUCUUACCAUCGAGGAUCCUGCUGUGGGCUUCCUGGAGACGAUCUCACCUGGCUACUCCAUUCACACCUACGUGUGGCGUCGCCAGUGAUGGAGCAGAUACCCAAGGAGGCACUGGGCUCAGCCUGGGCAUUAAAGGGACGGAGUCAGCGCAUACACUGUCUGUGGCUAGAGGCACAGCGGGGCCAGGGUGAGCGUACAGUGACGUAAGCCCAGGAGUAGUGGUUUGGGUGACUCACUUUCCCCUCUAGGUGGUGCCAGGGGCUGGAGGCCCCUCGAACAAGAUCAGAAAGCCCAAGUGUCCCGCGAGCCCCAUGCUGAUGUCAGCAUGCACUGUGUGUUGCCUGUUGUGGAAACUGGGCCCGGGCCCAGGCCUGGGGUGAGCUCACUGUCUGUACAGGCGCAGGAUGGGGGCGAGGGUAAGGAAAAGGAGAGGCUAGGAAAGCUGGGCCCAAAACUGGGGACUGUGUGUGUUUCCUGGAGAUGCAGAACCGGGCCGUGGGGCAGCACCGUCAGCCUCAGGGCAGAAGCCCUACAGCACCAGUGGGUAGGCUCAGGACCCAGAUGGCUCCUGUGGCACCAGCCAGGAAAAAUGGCAGCCCUUAAAGGAGAAAAUGUUUGAGC
This is a messenger RNA of Saimiri boliviensis boliviensis (Bolivian squirrel monkey), 2472 nucleotides long. It is a transcript of the gene GBA1, whose product is annotated as glucosylceramidase beta 1. Gene Ontology annotation, molecular function: glucosylceramidase activity. Gene Ontology annotation, biological process: glucosylceramide catabolic process. Lineage: Eukaryota; Metazoa; Chordata; Mammalia; Primates; Cebidae. The record is from RefSeq and is a predicted model, not a curated record.